AUGCAUCGAGUUCCGGCUAAAGGCCUCUUAUUAUCUUAUUCAAAUGUAUCGAUCUUUCUUUCUAUCUCACUCUGUUCAUAUCUAUCUAUCUAUCUAUCUAUCUAUCUAUCUAUCUAUCUAUCUCAUUUCUUUCAUAUAUAUCUAUUUAUCUCAUUUCUUUCAUAUCUAUCUAUCUAUCUAUCUAUCUAUCUAUCUAUCUAUCUAAGUUCAAAUGUAUCGAUAUUUCUUUUUAUCUCACUCUGUUCAUAUUUAUCUAUCUCAUUUCUUUCAUAUCUAUCUAUCUAUCUAUCUAUCUAUCUAUCUAUCUAUCUAUAUAUAUAUAUAUAUAUAUAUAUAUAUAUAUAUAAGUUCAAAUGUAUCGAUCUUUCUUUCUAUCUCACUCUGUUCAUAUAUAUCUAUCUAUCUAUCUAUCUCAUUUUUUUCAUAUCUAUCUAUCUAUCUAUCUAUCUAACUAUCAAAUUAUCUAACUUCAAAUGUAUCGGUCUUUCUUUCUAUCUCACUCUGUUCAUAUCUAUCUAUCUAUCUCAUUUCUUUCAUAUCUAUCUAUCUAUCUAUCUAUCUAUCUAUCUAAGUUCAAAUGUAUCGAUCUUUCUUUCUAUCUCACUGUUCAUAUCUAUCUAUCUCAUUUCUUUCAUAUCUAUCUAUUUAUCUAUCUAUGUUCAAACGUAUCGGUCUUUCUUUCUAUCUCACUCUGUUCAUAUCUAUCUCAUUUUCUUUAAUAUCUAUCUAUCUAUCUAUCUAUCUAUCUAUCUAUCUAUCUAUUCAUAUUUGCCUAGUUUUUCCCUCUGUCGAAUUCUCGGUAUAUUUAUAACUACUGCUAGCUACCUGCUUCCUCAUCGUGGCUAUCUAUUCCGGUUCUAA
Messenger RNA from Acanthosepion pharaonis, 861 nucleotides. NCBI's taxonomy places the organism in Eukaryota, Metazoa, Mollusca, Cephalopoda, Sepiida, Sepiidae. The record is from the annotation of a GenBank genome assembly.